AGGGUGUCAUAUUCAUUGCCGGGACUCGACGAAUAGGUUUGCCACAGUGACACUAAAAAAAUGUAGCUCGGAAAUCCUUGUUGGUGAGUCUCAUUCCAAGACUCGAAGAUGGACCACUAUAUUGGAAUAACCGGACAUACUUUCGUUUCAUUUUCGUUUAUCUAGGAGGAUCAAGAGUCAUGUACAAGGUUGCCUUCCUCUUAGUAUGCCUGGGCCUUGCCAGGGCCUUCGUUUUUGACAAUACUUACUGUUCUGACCGCGAGUUCAGGUGCCUUGUUGGCGAAUGCGUGCCCAAAGACUACUUAUGCGACACCGAACACGACUGCAGUGACGGCUCCGAUGAGAUAAACUGUGCCACCGACUGUUCCGGCGAUCAUCAGUUCAAGUGCAAGUCGGGGAAGUGUAUCACACAUGAGUAUUUCUGCGACGGCGAUGACGACUGUGGCGACCGCUCCGACGAGAAAGACUGCGGUAAAAUGAGGUGCGACCAGUAUGAGUUCCACUGUGUGGCUGACGGCAUUUGCAUCGAGGAUGUGUGGUACUGCGAUGGAGACAAGGACUGCACCGACGGCUCAGACGAGGCCAACUGCACCUCGUGCCUUGACGACCAAUUCCGGUGUACUUCCGGUUUGUGUAUCGACUUGCAAUGGAAGUGUGACGGCGACAAUGACUGCAGCGACGGUUCAGAUGAACACAACUGUGGAAACUGCACAGCCACCCAAUUCACGUGCGCCAACGGCAGGUGCAUUCAGAAGAGCUGGGUGUGUGACGGCGACAAUGACUGUGACGACUUCUCCGACGAGAAGGGCAGUUGUGGAACCAUUGCUCCAAACCAGUGUCGCGACAUGCUGAUUGGCCGUGACUGUGCCCUGAUGAACGAGACUCAGAACCCAAUUUGUCUGGACAAGGAGCAGGGUGUGCACUACUGCAGGAAGUACUGUAACCUGUGUGGACCUGGACAGCCUGUUGGUUAAAUAAAGACCUAAACACAA
Molecule: messenger RNA, 992 nt
Organism: Haliotis rufescens (red abalone)
Lineage: Eukaryota; Metazoa; Mollusca; Gastropoda; Lepetellida; Haliotidae
Product: low-density lipoprotein receptor-related protein 4-like
Exons: 7
Coding region: 180-974 (264 amino acids)
Molecular function (GO): protein binding
Source: RefSeq, a predicted model, not a curated record